AUGUGUCGCAAGAAGCUUACGGGUGUGGCUCGUAGUUUCCUAGGAACUCUUGUGGGUAUGACGACGUUCCAAAAGCUGCGCCAAGCACUGAUCAACGAGUUUGGACGUAAAAUGCGGGCGAGUGAUGUCCAUCGGUUGUUGUCAACACGACGUACGACACAUGCCAUCAAACAGAAGUAUUGGAUACUUCAUCUCGAACGAAAGGUGGCGCAAGUAGUGAAUAGUUGUGUGAAGUGCAUUAUGUUCAACAAGAAGCUUGGUCACAAAGAGGGCUUUCUGAACUGCAUCGACAAAGGAGAUACACCACUGCAUACCCUGCAUAUGAAUUACGUCGGACCAAUGGACGCGACAGCGAAGCAGUAUAAGUACGUGCUAACGGUAGUGGACGGAUUUUCGAAAUUCGUUUGGCUCUUCCCUACAAAGACGACCAGCGGAGAGGAAACGUUGCGGAAGCUGGAGGUAUGGUCAUCGAUCUUCGGCAACCCGGCGCGCGUCAUCAGUGAUCGGGGUUCGGCAUUUACAUCGCAGAUAUUCAGCGAGCAUCUGAAGAAAAAUGGUAUCGAUCAUGUCCGUCUCACGCUGCAGCUAUCAAAAAGGACACUACCUUCAAGAGGAGAGUCCCAGAGUCCCAGUACAUGUACUACUGCAUAG
Molecule: messenger RNA, 651 nt
Organism: Anopheles arabiensis
Lineage: Eukaryota; Metazoa; Arthropoda; Insecta; Diptera; Culicidae
Exons: 3
Coding region: 1-651 (216 amino acids)
Biological process (GO): DNA integration
Molecular function (GO): nucleic acid binding
Source: RefSeq, a predicted model, not a curated record